Messenger RNA from Pecten maximus, 3614 nucleotides. Its product is annotated as signal peptidase complex subunit 3-like. NCBI's taxonomy places the organism in Eukaryota, Metazoa, Mollusca, Bivalvia, Pectinida, Pectinidae. Gene Ontology annotation, biological process: protein targeting to ER. Gene Ontology annotation, cellular component: membrane; signal peptidase complex. The coding region runs from base 34 to 573 and encodes 179 amino acids. The record is from RefSeq and is a predicted model, not a curated record. The transcript has 5 exons.
CGAGCACUUCCGGCCAACGAACCACAAGGAAAGAUGAACACAUUUCUGUCCAGAUUGAACACAAUUUUCGCCUUCACACUUAGUGUGAUGGCGGGAUUGACGUUUUGCUGUUUCCUGACGACUGCUUUCAACGAACAUAAAGCACCUGUAUAUAUUGGAACGGGAAAAGCAAUAGUAAAAAAUGUCCCUGAUUACAGUGCCACAAGAGAAAAAAAUGACCUAGGAUUUGUUGUGUUCGAUAUGCAAGCUGAUUUAUCAAGAAUAUUUAACUGGAAUGUGAAGCAGUUAUUCCUGUAUUUGACUGCAGAAUAUGAGACAAAAGAUCAUGUCUUAAAUCAAGUAGUGAUCUGGGACAAAAUCAUAAAGAGGGGAGAGAACUCAGUACUUGACUACCGCAGCAGUAAUACCAAAUAUUAUUUCUGGGAUUAUGGAAAUGGUCUUAAAGGAAACAACAACGUCACACUGACUUUAUCAUGGAAUGUCAUACCAAAUGCUGGAACAUUGCCGAAAAUCAGAGGAGAAGGAUCACACAAGUUCAAGUUUCCCAAUGAGUACAGCACAAAUAGGCUUUAGAAGAUCAGACACCAUAAACAAAUUGUGUUAUAAUUUGGGGGUUUGAUUGGAACCAAAUAUUAGGGAAAUGCCCUGCCAUGGCCAAGGGAGUUGAAUAUGAUUUAGGGGUUUAAUUGAAACCAAAAAUUAGGGAAAUGCCUUGGUAUGGUCACGAGGGUGGCAUAUAAUUUAAGGGUUUAAUUGAAACAAAAACUUAGGGGUAAAUGCCUUCAUAUGGUCAGGAGGUUUUGAUGUAUAGUAUUCUGUACAGUAUUUCUAUACAACUUGAUACUUAACCUUUUAUGGAAAUGAGGAUAAUUCAUACAAGUCUGUUAUUGUUGAUAUACAAGUAAUUAAUCAAUGAAUUUACACUUCAAUUGUUUACAAAGAAUAUGUCUUCAGUAUAUCUGGUAAAAGUUUCAUUUAUCCUCCAAUGGUUGCUAUUAAGAAAGCACAUUCAUUGGAGAUUCAUGGAUUUUCUGAUUGAGAAAAGUAUAUAGAUGCAAAAAUCUUAAGGUAAUUGUCCUUGGAUAUCUGCCACUGAUUUAAAGGUUCAUUUUGAGAUUUGUGUCAAGAUAAGAUAAAUAUUCAUAUACCACUUAUCAUGUACUAAUCAAAGCAAGAAGUUUUGUUGGGGUAUUAACACACUUGCAGCAGAUCAUUGAAUAGAAAACUUGAUAAUAUUGAAAAAAAAUUAACAUCAAUUUUAACUUGCUAUUCAAAUGGACUGUGUGACAUCUGUUGGGGAGUAAUAUUUUGGUGCUCAAGUCUACAUCAUUUGUAGACCACAACAAUUAUAAGAUUUUAUUCUAAAACCCUUAGAUUACAACAAAUAACUGCUAAUGUGUUAAAAGUGCUACUUGAGUAACUAUACUACUGUUAUGACUAGGGACGAUACAUUUUUACAUGUAUUUAUAUGAUACAUGUACUUUAAUGGUCAAUAUUUUUUGUGAAAAUGGUAUUAAGUCAUAUUUUGAUAAUUAGAUUUUGUUCAUCAGAUUUGUUUUGUUAUGUAGUUGGUCAGAUUCAAGUUUAUACCAGUGCAGGAAUAUUUGAUGUAUCAUACAAUGAGUCCUAUGCCAGAGUCAUGGGACGGGAGAGCAGAAAAAAUCAUGCGGAAUAUGUGGAAUCAUAAAUGAUAUAUUUUAUCAAAUGGCUGCCAUAGACAGACUAUUAAAAAAUACUUCAUCAUUGUAAAUGUUCAUUCAUUCUAAAUAACUUGAGGUGGCCUAGAAUGUGUGAGUGGGGAAUUGUUUUAUAGAUGAUGAUUACUUACAGAUGUGUAUGUCUGCUUGUGGACAUUUGAAUUGUCUAACAAUUCGGCACUUCCUCUCAGAUCUGAAGUACGAUAUCUUUGAUUUCUUAAUUUAUCUUACAACAUCUUAGUAUAUUGUCAUUCAAAUGCAUUGCUAUUUAUAUUAAGUGAUAUCAAAAGAUGUUUGCAAUGGAUGUGAAUUGAUAAGCGCAGCUGUAUUGAAAAUUAUGAUUCAUUGUUUUAUGAGCAUUUGUAAGAGAUCUUUUUACAUUUGACAUACUGUAUCAUUGUCAUUUUGAACAUAAUUGUAUAGUAGAGUUGAUUAACAGUAGAUUUUCAGUCUAUUUUUAUUUAUGUAAGGUAUUCAAAUGCUGUUGAAUGUUGUUAUGAAUUCAGAGUUAUUGUUUUUGUUCUGUUGAUUUGCAGAACAAAAUCUUACUGCACAUUGUAAACCUCUCCAUUUUAGAGGCAAACGAAGAACAGACACCAAACUUGAUUAUCUCCCUUAGUUUGAUAUCUACAGUCAAUGCUGUUUGACAAAGAGAUGAAUAGGUUAACACAAUGCUGCCACUAUGUAAAUUACUUGUACAUUCUUCUACUCAUUAACUUAAUGAAUUAUAGUAAAUACAUCAAAUUUAAUUUCAAAUUUAAAGUGCACAAUGAAUAAGUUCAUACACGUUUUCACAUUCUGAUACAAACAAUCUUUAUUCACUUAAAUUUCAUUUAACUGGUAUGCAGAAUGUUUUUCUGGGUAGAGAUAAAAUGAAACAGCAACAUGUACAUUUUUUUUCAGAAGAGAUUAUGAGAUAUUUGAAAACGGUAAAACUGUAUAUGGGAAAUGCAGAUGUACAUGAAUAGUGACCUUACAUAUAUCAGCAAUGAAUGGUGUUUCAGUGUAUGUAAUGUUGAAUGUUUGGGUAACUUUCCAUUGAUACUGUUGUUGUUGGUAGUGGUGUGUUAUUACUGGGGAGAGUGUAUGAAAGGGACUUUUGAUUAUACCUUGUAUCAAUAAAUACCUUCCUGUGGUAUGUUAACAAGUGUUGGAUGACAAUAAUUUAAUUAGAUUGAUGUCACUGACAACAGGAUUGUCGAUGUGUUUAGUGUUCAUUUUUGGACGGGGACGUUAGGGAUAGGUGUUAGAAAAUAAAUUUAUUAUAAAUUCAGCAUUGAUUUUACUCUCCUAAGCACGGUUUUACUGCUGUAAAAUAUUGUAAUUGUACAAUUACUUCUUUAAAGAAAUGCAUCUUUAAGUGUAACAGAUUAAUAAAGAUGUAUGUGUUGCAUGUUUCCUUUCAAUAUAUGUCAAACUGUGUACUGUAGUAAUAUGAAUAUGGUGCCAGUUUGAAUUUUCAGCAAUUUUUUAACAAUUCUCAUUUCAUACAAUGUUAUUUUCUUGAACAUCAUAUUUCCAUAUCUAAAUGAAUUUCAGUUGUUUAGGGUUAAAUAGAUGGGUUCAAAAAUAGGUCUUUCCAAAUGUUAAUGUAUUGAGGUAAAUAUGUAUACAUACAAGAUUCUUUAAUUUUGACACAGAAAUACAUGUAUCUUGUUCAGAGGUAAUAUUUAUUAAUGCAAUGUCUUUAUAGUUGUAAAAUUUCAUGCUUUACGGUUAGGAUAAGAUGUCUUUUAAUAUUGAUUUAGCUUCGAUCUUUAUAAUCUAUAUAUUAUGUCGUGAUCGUGGAGAUAAAAUUGGAUUAAGGGAUUUACUUGUUAAUUAACAAAUUAUAUCAAACAUUUCUAGUGCAUUGAAGUAAGAGUGAUUUCUUGAUAUAGUAAGGAUGUGAAUGAAUAAAUGCUAUUUCUAUCAAAA